AUGGGGAACAAGCACGCCAAGAGGCGCAGCGGCAAGAGCAAGGUUGUAGCAGAUAAUCAGCGACCGCAGCAGCAGAAGCAAGUUCAGCAGCCACAACCCCUAAACGAACAGGAUAAGGGACAGGCUAAGCCAUCCACAGUACAGGAAAAACCUCACAAGGAACUACAUGGAGAUACUGGGAGCCUCCCCGCUCCCACGGCCGGGGAAGUGGAUGGCUGCUCGGCGACUACGGAGACCGCAAGAAACGCCAGCGGUGGGCAACGUGUUCCAGACACCCAGUUGAAUCCACCCCCCGCUGUCAUCAAUGAAGCUGCACGGCAGCCGCCUACUAUGCGCGUUCCGACUACUGCUAGGAAGAGUGAAAACAGCAAUGAGGCCCCGCCGCCGGUAAAUGGGCUACCAACGGAGACUGAGGUACCGGUGGCCACGGGGGCGAGAAGCAUCGAUCAGCAGCCGAUCACACGUGUGGCAGGAGGAGAUGCAACCGAUAGCAACUCGCCUAGCACCCAUCAACCGCUGCAGUCACGACAGCAACACCAACAUCAGCAGCACAACGAACCAAAACAAGCCACUUCUGAAUCAAACGCUGCAGAAGGCGAUGUCAGCAACAACAGUGGCGGACCAUCCGGUGCAGCGUUCGCUGCAACUGCCACGGAUGGCUACGUAUCGUUUUCCGAGUCUGAGGAAUCCGCAAACCUUUCCAUUCCUGCUUUCACCACGCUUCCCGAACAGCAACGCUCCUCGCGAAGCAACACCUCCCAUGAACACGGCAAUCGGGGCGUUGUCGCCGAUGGGCAAGCAGAGCGGCGGCCAUCGGAUGAACAAGCCAAUGUUCUUCCCGGCGGUGAAGGUGGUAACAGCAGCAGUGACGACAAAUGGGACUUUGGUGAGGACAGCGAGGAUGAACCAGAGGCUGAUGGUAUGGAGGUGGCUGCAGGCGACGGGAGGGAUGGGAGCCGACAUAGUGGCCGCAAUGCACACCACGAGCCGCAGCAACACCACCACCCAGCGGCUACACCCGUGUCGGCCGUUAGCGGCCAUAAUGACGGCAGAAACGAUAGUAACGCGGAGGAGAAACAACAGGUCAAAGUGGUUGUCGACAGACUAGGUCGGCGGCAGAACGUCCCCGCGCGAGAUCUGUCCUCUUCAUCGUCUGAAGAUGAGUUUGACGGCUGGGGUGACGACGACGACAACGAUGAAGACGGAGACGAAGAAGAAGGUGAAGACGACACCGACGAGGAUAUUGACGGCAACGUGUACGAUUGGACCGUCAUGGACACAGGAGACGGGUCUCUGGACGGUGAGAUUGGGGAAAUGGACGAUCCGCGGAAACCUUCCGACGGAUCGGUGGGCGACGGCAGCAAGCCAGCAUCGUCCACAGCCAAACCGAGGGCGGAGGCAAACCCCUUAGCGAGUAAGCUCGGGCUCGGCGCUAGUGUGCCUCGUGUCGCCAUGCCUCCGGCGAUGACAGCAGCAGCGGCGCACAUUCCGCUGCAGCAGGGGCCCGGGCGGGGGCAAGGGCCUGGGCGGGGACAGGGGCGGGGCCCCCAUCGAGGACGAGGGUACAAGACCGUUGCCCCCGGGAGGGGGGGACGACCGCGGUACUCGCCGUUGAUGCAGAUGGCAGCAGCUGUCACCAACAACCAUCCCAGGCCAGGGCCAUCGGCACCCAAUGGUGGGAGGGUAGGACCGGGAGCCGGCAGCACGCCUACCGGAACCAGAAACCCCGACAGUGGCGCGGGAGCACCACCGGGCGCCGGCGCCGUAGCUACGACCCAAGUAGCCACCACCGCAACCACCACCGCCGCUCCGUCUUCGCCCAUGAUUCCUCGCGGGGUACGUCACGACAUGUCAGGAGGAGGGGCAGGGGCAGGCCGAGGAAGAGGAGGAGACUUUGUCAGGUCAUCGUCCGGGAUUGCUGGGGGUGAAAGGGGAGACUACCCCACAUCGGCGGCCGCGGCGGGCUACUCAGGAGUUAGACCGGUGACGGCGGCGGCGGCUGCUUCGGCCUCGGCGACGACGGCGUCCGAAGGCACUAUAGCGAAGGCCGCCGGGGGAUCGGCGAGGCCGGCAAGCGGCAGCCCUGGCGCCUCUACGGCCGGUGCGAACAGGUCGACCCGCAGCGGAGCAGCAUCGAGGUCCGGAGAGAUGGCCGCGUCGGUGCCGGCGACGGCGGUGCCUGGGGCUGGGGCGGCGGCUCCCACGGCGUUGCCGAAGGAGAAGGAGGCGGUGAAGGACACGGCCAACAUCACCCGCAAGAAGGCGCAGCUCCCGCAGCAGGAGCAGUUGGAGCACCCCACGCCCGUGGGGGGCAGCUGGCUCAAGAACCGAUACAUCGUCAACAACUACAUCCUUCUGGAGCCGCUGGGCACGGGCAGCUACGCCGAGGUGCGACUAGCGAAAGAAAAGACGUCCAACACGCUGUACGCCGUGAAGAUCAUGAACAAGGAUUUCCUCAAGAAGAGACAGGUGGGCAAGGAAGAAACCUUCAUGGACAGCAUCAAGAGGGAGAUCGCCAUCAUGAAGAAGGUCCACCACCCCAACGUCUUGCGGCUGUAUGAGGUCAUGGACGACCCUAAGGUGAACAAACUGUACCUGGUGCUCGAGUACUGCAAAAAGGGGGACCUCAUGAACAUCCUGAACGGCGACACGAGGACGGUUACUUGCGACCCAAUGAACGAUACCGACGUGUGGUACAUCAUGCGACAGAUUGUGCACGGACUCAGCUUUCUCCACCUGCAGAACAUCGUCCAUGGAGACAUCAAGCCCCAGAACUUACUGGUUGGGUCGGACAACGUCGCCAAGAUCGCCGAUUUUGGCAUCAGCAAGUUCGUGCAGGGAUCCAACCAGCGGCUACAGGAGCAGGCCGGGACGCCGACGUUCAUGUCCCCCGAGCUUUGCUGCGGGGAGGGAUACUCUGGCCAGCUGGCCGACGUGUGGGCGCUGGGGGCGACCAUGUACAUGAUCCGCUGCGGGAAGCCACCUUUCAUGGCCAACCAGGUGAUGGUGCUCUACGAAAAGAUCCAGAACGACCCGCUGGACUUUCCUCCGGAGGUGAACAUGUCGCCCGGCCUUCGGAGGCUGCUGAGGGCCAUGAUGGAGAAGGAUCCGGCGAAACGGAUCAUCCUUGACCAGGUGCUUGCAGAUCGCUGGCUCCAGCAGGGAGACUACGGCCCCGUUCGCACCACCACGGCGGGCGGUGUCCGCACCAACGUCACCACCGGCACCGCCGCCGCCGCCCUCAAUCCGUCCUCUCACGGCAUGCCUCCUGCUGCUUCUCCCAACAUCCCGGGAGGCGGCGAUACCGGCGGCAACACAACCGGCAUCCCUCGGAAUAGAAACAAUAUCAGCAGCAAUGGCGGCCCCGCGAACGGAGGCGGCGGUGGGGCAGGCCUGGGCUUGCGACCCCCGCCCUCUCUGUCCUUCCUGCCCCUAACCGAGCAGGGCUAUCGGGCCAUCAAGGUCAGCGACGACGAGGUACACAAAAGCAUCAAUCAGGGCAUCACCACGGGCGGGAACUCUGGGCCUGGGUCUGCUGCCGGAGGUGGCUCGUCACCCGUCAAGCAGCAGAGAGGUACAACUGCCGCAAACUCUUCGACGCCGCCCAUUUUGGAGGAGUCGGCAGCGACGUCAACGACAACCUCGCCUGCUCUAGCCGGUGGAAGCGAGGGGAACUCCCCUGCUCCGGCCAUCUCACCCUCAGGAGGAGCUGGGAUUGGAGGAGAACGCCGUGGAGAAGGGGGUGGAGGCAGAAACAGCGGCGGUAGCAGCGGCAACAGCAGCAGCAGGGGGCACCUCAGCGAGACUGAAGAGUCCUGGAAGUUCCGCUCGUUCAAGAAGAAAAUAGAAGAAAACGCCUCCGAUCCCAAGUUUCGGGGAGCGGCCAUCGCUUCGCCCGCUGGCGAGGCUCGGCCGCGGCAGCCCCCCGCCGCUCAGAACGGCUCAGCCGGAAGGCCGCCAAACCCCACCACAGAAAAACCCUACCUCUCCUCGACGACGAACACUCCCAAGGCAGCCACAGCAACGGGCGCGACACCGUCGCCGCCCUCGUCCUUGCCCCCGCGCUCGGCAGCGGCGUCGCAGCAGCACCAACCACACAAGCAACAGCAACACGCGCGCGGCCAAGAAGUAACGGCGCCGGCGCCCUCCGGGGACUCGUUUUUCGACAACACCGACGAAGACGACGACGACGACAGCGACGACUUCUCGUCGGAAGACAACCCGGACACCCUCUACGAUGGCAGCGGCACCGUGUCCGCGGCAUCCUCCCGGUCGGCGACGGCCAUGUCCCCAUCGUCCGGUUCGCGGGCGACGAGCUCGGCGGCGGAAGCCGGGCGUGGAGAGCCGAGGCCGUCGGUCGGACAGCACAGGGGCGGCGGCAGCAGCAGCAGCGCGCGGGGUCGCGGCAGGGGUGGGGGGGUGGGGGUGCGGGGCGGUGGCCCGAUGCUUCAGCAUCAGGCAGGCGGGAGGCGUCCUAGCGCGAAGAGGCGGAGCAGCGAGAAGUUCGACGCAGUGAUGGACACGCUCGCGGCGCAGCCGCCGUACAGAGGGGACCGCGGCGUUGGCGCCGCAUCAAGACACGCAGGGCCGGGCGGCACCGGCACCGGCAGCGGCGGCGGCGGCGACGGCGACGACCGGUCACGCACUACAAGUACUUCCGGCAGCGUCCGCCCUUUGAGAGACUUGAGCCUGCGCGGCGUGAAGGUGCGGUCUUCUGCCAGGGGGCCCGCCGCGACUGGUUCGCCGCCGCCGUCCCAGGCGCCGGGGGAGAGCCGCUGCAAUCCGCGACUUGGCCUAGUGGCGGCGGUCUCGCAGCGGCAGGGGAAGCGGGCGAGCCAGGAGGACAGGGCAACGGUGGCGGCGGACCUCGCGACGGCCGUCGCCGGGAAGGUGGACAGGGAGUACCUGUAUCAACACUUCGGUCUUUUCGGAGUUUUCGAUGGCCACAACGGACAGAUGUCCUCGGAAGCGCUCCGCGCCGGCCUGCACGUUGCCGUGGCCAAGCAACCAACCUUUCACCAGGCCCCCGACAAGGCCGUGGUGCAGGCCUUCAACUGCUUCGACAAGGAUCUUUGUGCGCGCCAGGAAAAGGAAGGCGACACGAGCGGGUCGACGGCCCUGGUAGUCGUGUUCGACGGGCGUUCUCGCUCUAUUCUCGUAGCCAACGUCGGGGACUCGCGGUGCGUCGCCAGCUGCGGGGGCGGGGUGGCGGCGCGGCUCUCGAGCGACCACCGCCUGAGCCGCCCGGACGAGAGGGCACGAGUAGUGGCCAGCGGAGGUUUCGUCACGAACGACCGCAUCAACGGGGUGUUGGCCGUUUCGAGGUCGUUUGGCGAUGUGCAGCACAAGGAAGGGAAAUCGCCAGGGUUGACCGCUACUCCCGAGCUGAGAUCAGAACGCGUGGGUUCCUCCACCUUGCCAUCCGGUGGCGGUGGCGGUGGCGGAGGCGGGUCGAUGGAGUUCGUGAUACUCGCCACCGACGGUCUGUGGGAUGUCGUCGAAGAUCAGGAGGCGGUGGACUUCGUUCGGUUGUACCUUUCCGAGAAAAACGGAGAUCUGUCCGGAGCCGCGAGGGAGCUGACCAAGCUGGCGCUAGACCAAGGAUCUGUGGACAACGUUAGCGUGGUGCUGGUGUGGUUCGAAGAGAACGGGGACGAAGGAGCACCACAAGAGCAGCUGGUAUGGCAGACACCGACGGAGGGCCUCGUGUCGUUGGUACGGGAAUCUUCGCGAGACGGCUCUGGGCGCUGCACAUGCACCGAACAGCCACGGGACACCGCGCCAGCAGUGUCCUCGAUAUCUCUAGAACACCCGCACGCAAGAGGAGUGAAAGAAGCAGCCUCAUGCUGGCAUGCUAUAUAG
This is a messenger RNA of Ectocarpus siliculosus, 5862 nucleotides long. NCBI's taxonomy places the organism in Eukaryota, Phaeophyceae, Ectocarpales, Ectocarpaceae. The record is from the annotation of a GenBank genome assembly.